CCCUGUUGGCCAAGCCGGGUUCCAUGCAGCAGAGUCCAAGAUGGUGGCGCUGAGGGCUCGGAAAGAUGGCUCAGCGGCGAGGAGGCUCUUGGUCGCCGCGUGUCUGUGCCUGAGCAGCCGCUUCCUCUCCCCGGCAGACGCCACAGGGCAGGCGGAAAGCGGCGGCGCUCCCGGCGCGGCGGCGCCUCACCGGCGGUUCGAAUACAAGUACAGCUUUAAGGGUCCGCACUUGGUGCAGCCGGACGGAUCGGUGCCCUUCUGGGCGCAUACGGGCAAUGCUAUCCCCAGUGCUGAUCAGAUCAGAAUAACUCCUUCAUUAAAAAGCCAAAGAGGAUCCGUAUGGACAAAAAGCAAAUCCAUAUUUGAAUACUGGGAAAUUGAAGUGACCUUCCGUGUGACUGGAAGAGGGAGAGUAGGAGCUGAUGGAUUGGCAAUCUGGUAUACUGAAGGACAAGGAUUAGAUGGCCCAGUUUAUGGUGCGGCAGAUAACUGGAAUGGUGUUGGCAUCUUCUUUGACUCCUUUGACAACGACGCAAAGAAAAACAACCCUGCAGUGAUUAUUGUCGGCAAUAAUGGCAAGCUCCAUUAUGACCAUCAAAAUGAUGGGUCCACACAAGCGUUGGCGUCAUGUCAAAGAGAUUUUCGUAACAAGCCUUAUCCCAUCCGUGUGAAGGUUGUUUACUAUCAGAAGACACUAUCUGUAUUAAUAAACAAUGGCUUUACUCCAGACAAAGAAGACUAUGAGUUUUGUGCCAAAGUUGAAAACAUGGUGCUGCCUCUUCAGGGUUACUUUGGCAUCUCUGCAGCAACGGGUGGCCUCGCAGACGACCAUGAUGUUUUGUCAUUCUUGACAUUUCAGUUGACAGAGCCUGGCAAAAUGACGCCUCCACCAGAUGCAGACAUUGCUGAAAAGGACAAAGAGAAAUAUCAAGAAGAGUUUCAGCAUUUCCAGCAAGAGUUGGACAAAAAGAAAGAGGAAUUUAAGAAAGAGCAUCCGGACAUGCAAGGCCAGCCAAUGGAAGAUAUCUUUGAGACGGUGAGUGAUCGUGAGCUGAGACAGAUCUUCGAAGGCCAAAAUCGAAUUCACCUGGAAAUAAAACAGCUCAACAGGCAAUUAGACAUGAUUCUGGAUGAACAGAGAAGAUACGUCGCUGCGGUAACAGAAGAGAUUUCCAAAAGAGGAUCAAAUGUCCCUAGCCAUCAAGGACAGGCUUCCCAGUUAGAACUUGACAAUAUCGUAAAAACUCAAGAAGAGGUUCUGAGACAAGUUGGGGAAAUGAAAAAUUCCAUGGGGGAAACUCUGCGUCUAGUCACUGGCAUUCAGCACCACCCCGCUUCCUCUGGUGGGAUCUACGAAACCACACAGCAUUUCAAUGACAUUAAGGAACAUCUCCAUAUCGUAAAAAGGGAUAUUGAGCAUUUAGUCCAGAGGAACAUGCCAUCAAAUGACAAACCCAAAUGUCCAGAGUUGCCACAAUUUCCAUCAUGUUUAUCCACAACACACUUCUUUAUAUUUGUAGCAUUCCAGACACUACUCUUUAUCAGUUACAUCAUGUACAGGAGUCAGCAAGAAGCAGCAGCAAAGAAAUUCUUUUGAUGGCCUCUCUAUUGUGCAUUCCAGAGGUGCAUGGAAAGCAUUGCACUAGUUGGAGAAGAGGGAAGGAAAUCCUUUAGUGUUGAAAAUGCUUCAAUGUUUUAAAUUAUUGAGUUCUUUCUUAAUCAAGUACACCAAAUAAUGGAUUGCGAAUGUUAUAAAACGGACAGAUUCCAAGGCAGAAAAGAGAUAAAUUCUGUCUUUGAGCAUCCAGGAGAAAUGGGUGGAUGGAAAAUACCUUUACUUCAUUGUCAAAAUACAUCCCAAGUAAGGUCUUGGCACAGGAGUAUUUCUCACACUUAUUUUUUGCAUUCUUAUUUGGGGAGAUCAUGGAAGGCAUGAUCUGUAUAAUAAUAGUUGUGUGUCUCAGAGAGGAAGGAAGGCAGGCAAGGCAAGCGGGCAUUAGGAUUCUGAAAUUGCAUCCCACUUUAGAGCUAUGAGAGAGUGCAAAAAAAUAAAAUUAAUCAUGUAACCUUGUGGGUGGCAUUAGAUGAGCAGAGUUAGAGAUUGCCGAUUCAACUUAAAAAAAAAUAGUUUUGGGGAAACAGCGAUAAGCAGGGGUAUGAAAUGAGGAAGUUGUGAGAACAGCUCAGUCCUUAACGGUGCAAUUGUUCUGUGUAGCAAAAGGUAGACAGGAACCAGCUCUUUUUAGCAUGUUUUGAUACCGUUAUUUGUAUUCGUUGUAUUCACAUCGAUCGUAACUUUUGUAAAAGUGUUUUUUAAUCCCUCUUCAACGAAGAGAUCCUAGCUUGCGUGAUCUUGAAAGUCAUCUGACUUGGGAGAAUACGGGACAGCCGUGAUCUUCAAAACGUUAUCAUUGAAAUGUUAAAACUCAAACCGAACUUGCAUCGAGUUCUUCUUUGGUCCUCUCCAAAGCCAGGGAUAUUGUUGUAUAGACACUGACGGCAUCGUUUAAAAACAAAAUAUUCAGGCUUCUUCUCCUGUUUUUGCUGAACCGGUAUUGUUCUUCAUCUUCACGUAUUCUUAAAUCUUGGCCAUUUAUUAUGUAAUCCUUCUAAAGGCAGUUCCAGAACAGCAAAUGUGAUUUUAUUCUGCCCUGCAUCCUGCCUGUAUAAUAUUGACUUGAAACUUCGUUUUUUUACGUUCGUAGAAAUUCUAAUGGAAUAGCUUUCUCAUAUUCGUCAAGUGCUCAAAUUCCUCUGAACUUAAAAUAUUAAAAGGCAAGCAAUGUUCGCUGUUAUCCAGUAUUACAUAUUUUGAAGGCAUUGUUUGCAGUUUUGAGAAACAGAACAAAUCUAUGCAAUUCUCCCCCUUUAAAGAUAUUGGCAGUAUUGUGUUAGGAUUGAUAAACCGGAAGUUUUCCAAGUUUUGAAAAGCAUGCAACUGCAGAACACCUUCCUACAACUCACAAGUGAGGACAAAUAAGCAGACUUAUUUUUCUCAACCCAAAUCACUCAAAAGGACCACGAUCCAUUCUGUUUCACACCAGCAAAUGUUUUUACAGGUGCCUUGGACAAAUUAAAACCAAAUGUAUGUUAUAAAAAUGACCUACUAAAUCAACGGUUUGUGCGAUUUUGAGUUUUCAUUAAAGAAGACACUGCUUUCUUUUGUGCAGAAAAAAAAGUGGAUUCUGUUGCAUUAUUUUUCUUUGGAAUAUGCUUGGGUCAUGAUGCAAACCUUGUAGAUAAACAUCUUUAUUUUCUUUUUGACAUAAUGUGAAUCUACCCAGCUGAGAAUUAAAAUAUUGAAGCAA
Messenger RNA from Pantherophis guttatus, 3308 nucleotides. It is a transcript of the gene LMAN1, whose product is annotated as lectin, mannose binding 1. Gene Ontology annotation, molecular function: D-mannose binding. Gene Ontology annotation, cellular component: Golgi membrane; endoplasmic reticulum membrane; endoplasmic reticulum-Golgi intermediate compartment. The record is from RefSeq and is a predicted model, not a curated record. Lineage: Eukaryota; Metazoa; Chordata; Lepidosauria; Squamata; Colubridae. Gene Ontology annotation, biological process: endoplasmic reticulum to Golgi vesicle-mediated transport.